CGGUCCCGCCGCGGCCGGGCCGUGCGCACUGCGCGCCGGGGUCUUCUCGGAGAGCCGGUCGCGGCGCCCACCGGGGACGAGUGCCCAGCGCCCCGCGCCGCCUCGGGCCGUCCCCGCCCUUCCGUCGUUUGCACGCGAGCGUCGGCUUUGGCGGUGCGCGCCGCUGUGGCCGUCCGCACUGCGUUCAGCUGAGGUCCCUCAGAGACGGUCCCCGGUCCCCGGCUCCUGUGCCACUGUGCAGACACUGACAGCGUGCGCCCCGAAUCCUGGCCGCCCGGGUCCCAGGAGCUGGCCUCACCACAGUGCCCGAGUUCCGGUCCGCCGGCGGGAUGGAGGACGACGACUUCGGCGGCUUCGAGGCCGCAGAGACCUUUGAUGGUGAGCAAGGCGGAAGCCACGCGGUGUCUCCUGCUGUGCCCUGGGCCACCUUUCCUGCAGUAUCCGGAGUCGGUCUCGCAGCAGCCUCUCCGGAGCUCGUCCUGGACCAUGACCGCUCGCCCCCUUCCUCGGGCCACCUCCCUUCAGACACCAUCCUCUCCUCGCCAGACGACACGCGCGCGGACAGCAGCCUCGUGAGCCAGAGCCUCCCGAAAGCUCAGAUUCAGCAGUCAGCGCACACACAUCUGAAUAUCCCGCUCUUCCCCCUGGGGCUGGCAGCCGAGCCGAGCCAUGGGGCAGUCACUCUGGAGGACGAGGCCGAGGGUCCAGGGGCUGAUGCGUCCAGCACUCAGCUCCAGCAAAAAAUCUCAAAUCUGGAGACGAAGCUUAAGGCAUCUGAAGAAGAAAAACAGAGGAUUAAAAAGGAUGUGGAAUCGCUGAUGGAGAAGCACAGUGUCCUGGAGAAAGGCUUUCUGAAGGAGAAGGAGCAAGACGCUGUGUCCUUCCAGGCCAGAUACCGAGAGCUUCAGGAAAAGCAUAAACAAGAACUGGAAGACAUGAGGAAGGCUGGACACGAGGCGCUGAGCAUUAUUGUGGAUGAGUAUAAGGCACUUCUGCAGUCUUCAGUGAAGCAACAGCUAGACGCCAUCGAGAAACAGUACGUGUCUGCCAUCGAGAAACAGGCUCACCGCUGUGAGGAGCUGCUGCACGCCCAGCACCAGCGGCUCCUGGGCGUGCUGGACACCGAGAAGGAACUGCUGAGAGAAAAGAUCCAAGAGGCUUUGAGGCAGCAGUCUCAGGAACAGAAGGAAACACUGGGAAGGUGCCUGCAGGAGGAACUGCAGAGGAACAAGGAGACACUGGAGUCAGCAGUGAAGCUUGAGAAAGAAGCUAUGAAAGAUAUCGUCACCAAAGCAGUGGAAGAAGAAAGGAAAAGUCUGGAGAAAGUUCACGCGGAAGAAAGGGAAAUGUGGAAGACAGAACAUGCGAAGGAUCAAGAAAGGGUGGCGGAGGCGAUCCAGGCUGCUGUGCAGGAGCAGCGGAGGAUAAGUCAGGAAGCUGUCAAGGCAGCCAUAAUGGAGGAGCAGAGGCGAAGUGAGAAGGCCAUGGAGGAAGCAGUGAAGAGGACGCGAGACGAGCUGGUGGAGUACGUGCGGGAGCAGAGGCGGCUGGACCAGGUGACCCGACAGCGCAGCCUGUCCAGCCUGGAGCUCUUCCUGUCAUGCGCCCAGAAGCAGCUGAGCGCCCUGAUCGCCACAGAGCCGGUGGACAUCGAGUAACGGCCAGCCCAGCCCGCCCCCCGCCCGCGCUCACGCUUCCUGUCCCGAGCAGAAGAGCCAGUGCUCUCUGACCACGGAGCCUGUUGACCUUGAAUAAAGGAAGCAUGACGGGCUCCUGGCCCACCCAUGUGUCAGUCACUGACUUCUGAGGUAGAUGCUGUGUCCUGGACAGAGGCUGUUUCUGUUUAAAGGAGCCGGGCACUGUCUGGAGCUGCCAGCAGCUGCAACAUUAGUGUAAGUAGCCAGCGCUCAUCGGUGAACAGGACAGCUUCCGGUGGGCGUGUUAGCCAGUGCUCAUCGGUGAACAGGACAGCUUCCCAUGGGCGUGUUAGCCAGCGCUCAUCGGUGAACAGGACAGCUUCCCGUGGCGAUGACCCGUGUUAGGCGAAGGAAAACCUCCUGACCGCCUCGUGGUGAUGCGUGGGAGCUGCCCCUGUGUUAGCACACACGCACGUGACUCUGGGUAGAGUGGACGCUGACACGAUCGCUGUGUGACUGACCGGCCUCUGCUCCACAGGUGACCGUGUUUCCAUCCAUUUCCCAGACAUGAGCACUAGCUGGCCAGCUGUGAGCAGCUGCAGGUGAACGGGGGUGUGGCACAGGCUUGCUUCCUGAGCUUUCAUCAGACGCUCUGUAAAUCAUUUUCAUAAUUAAUCUCUGGAAGGAACAUAACUCAGACAUGUAGACACCUGUUUAAUCAAAUAUCAGACAUGCGGGUAAUCGGGAUGUCCUUAAUCCAUGGCAGAGCGCUCCACUGUGGAAUCAUGAGCAGCGGAGCGUCAGAGCCAACACGGAGGUGCCUCUGUCUCACCCUGAAAUGCUUCUGCCUCCAGGGGCUUUGUACUUUUCUGGGAUUUCUCAGUAUAAUAAAAGGAACUCCAAAUGGUU
Messenger RNA from Meriones unguiculatus (Mongolian gerbil), 2546 nucleotides. RefSeq names its product coiled-coil domain containing 91 (gene Ccdc91). The transcript has 13 exons. Gene Ontology annotation, cellular component: trans-Golgi network. Lineage: Eukaryota; Metazoa; Chordata; Mammalia; Rodentia; Muridae. Gene Ontology annotation, biological process: Golgi to lysosome transport. The coding region runs from base 330 to 1658 and encodes 442 amino acids. The record is from RefSeq and is a predicted model, not a curated record.